Melampsora larici-populina 98AG31 is the source of this 1008-nucleotide messenger RNA. RefSeq lists its product as uncharacterized. The record is from RefSeq and is a predicted model, not a curated record. The transcript is spliced from 2 exons. The coding region runs from base 1 to 1008 and encodes 335 amino acids. NCBI's taxonomy places the organism in Eukaryota, Fungi, Basidiomycota, Pucciniomycetes, Pucciniales, Melampsoraceae.
AUGCGUACAUCAUACACCAGGCCCGGCGCACCCAGUGCUCUGCACCCCGACCCGAAUUGCGUCAUGGAUGUGAUGCUCUGUCUUCUCAGUUUACCGAAAGUGAUUCUAUCAGCUGAACAUUUGGACUCCUAUACGGUAUAUCAUCGUCUGGCGCCGCUGGAGUUGAAACCCGAGAUCGUUUCCCAUCAAUUCCCUUGGGAGGCUCGAGCUACUCUACAACUUGGCUUUACUCCGACAGAAACCCCCUUAGGAGACCUGGAUGACCGUCAAAUCAACGUUCUAUCCUUCCCAAAACUGAACUCUCCACUUAGUCUCACCCUUCUGAGCAAGGCGAAUGUGACACUUUACUAUCAGCUAAGUGUAGUCCCAAGCCAAUCCGGGCCACCAUCAGAAGAGAUUGGCGUCUCAUCUACUCGCACAAUCUCUUCUGCACCUCUUGUUCGUACAUAUCUCACUAGCCUCAACUCAAUCAUUCCAUACAAAAGUUGUCUCUGGAUUCAAAUGCUGACCUUUUGCAUUAAUCGAUUUGAUGAUACACAGUGCGCCCUUGAUACAAAUGGACAACCAGGACAAGAAGUUCAAGAAUACUUCAAUCUUUGGCUAAGACCUAAACCAAUAAACUCCGCAAAGAAACCAACUACCUUCGUAACUGAAGAUUACGAUCUAUUAGGAAUCAAUUGGGCAACUAACAAAUUAUGUUCUACAGUACCAAUACCCUCCAAUGAAGUUGGAAAAAUGCAAGAUCGUAUCAAUCAACAAUUUUCAAAAAUAGGAAAAUGGAAAAGUCGUAUAUCAGUUCGAUUACCUGAAAGUUUACCAAAACCAGUUCUAAAAGAUUAUCCUACUGGUCAAACUCCUGAAAUCCUAUCUGAUGGUUCAAUCAAACCCCCACCUAAAGAACAAGGUUGGUUAGCUAAAUAUUGGAUGUAUAUCUUACCUCUUGUGGUUUUGUUAUUAUUAGGUGGUGGUGCACCUGAAGAAGAAGAAGGAGCUCGUCCAAAAUCUUGA